AUGAGUGGGAGCGAAGAGCAUCGAGAAAAGUCCGAUGCUCUCACACUCCAGCUUUCGAGGGCAUCAACUUUGGUGGAGCGUCCUUCGAACACUACGGCUCCUCAUCAGUUUUUCGAGGGCAGAGAGUUCUAUGAUCCUCAUGCAGCCUGGACACCGCAAGAGGAGUCGAGAGUCAAGCUGAAAACCGACAUACGACUCCUUGGUUGGCUUUCCGUCAUGUUCUUUGGGAUGCAACUGGAUGAUACGAGUAUGUCAAACGCGCAAGCCGACAACAUUCUGCAUGACCUCGGAUUUACCAUGACCGAGUACGGUAAUGGCAUGAUGAUCUUCCGUAUCUGCUUUCUCAUUAGUGGUCUACCUGGUCAGCUAAUUGCGAUGCGUUAUGGGCACCGGUACCUCUUUCCCGGAUUGAUGUGCGUAUGGGGUGCCGUUUCCAUGGCUCAAGCGUGGAUGGGGAAUGAAACUGGAUUCUAUGUCACCAGGGCUUUGAUCGGGACGUGCGAAGGAGCUUUUGGGCCAAUGGCAGUGAUGUUCCUGGCAGACUUCUACACCAAUACCGAACUGGCGUUCCGAAUAGCAAUAUUGGCUUCUGGGGUCAAUAUUGCGAAAGCCUUGACCUCCCUUGAAGCUGCUGGAAUACUCAAGAUGCGAGGUGUAGCUGACAGACCAGGCUGGUUUUGGUUGUUCCUGAUUAACGGCUUGUUGAUCUUUUUGAUUGGUCUUAUGGGUAUGUUCUACUUACCUGCUGGGCCAACAAGGACUCAGGGAGUCUUCUGGAGAAAGCCAUGGUUUACGAACAGGGAGCAAGUGAUCAUAAUCAAUAGGCUACUGCGAGACGACCCUUCGAAAGGGACGAUGGGGACUAAGACACGUACGAGUGUACGUGAUGUUUGGGACACUUUACGAGAUCCAGCUCUGAUCGGCUUUUGGGUUUGUGCUUCAAUAAUUUACAUUCCAAGAAGUCCCGUGUCAUUGUAUCUCGUGCUAAACUUGAGACAACUCGGUUUCUCGAAAUUUGCGAGCAGCGUAUUGACAAUACCUUCUGACUUCCUUCGCGUCAUCACAAUGCUUGCACUGACGCGGAGUAGUGGGCAUUUUAAAGAGAACGCAUUUCACUGCAUGCUUCCACCGCUGUUAGAUAUACCAUUGUUCACGACUCUAUUGCUACUACCCUCGCAUGGCUAUGCUUGGGCGAGAUUUGCGAUUCUCACGCUCAUCAUCGGCGCACCCAAUUCUCAUCCGAUCAUCACAUCGUGGAUUGCCUGCAACAGCUUCGACCCCAAGAAACGUGGUAUAGCUAUUGCUCUGUUCAGCACAAUACACGAGAUUGGCAGUGUCGCGGCCGCACAAAUCUACAGAGAAAAGGAUAAACCAUACUAUUACCAAGGAAACAAAGUUCUCGUAUCGAUAUGUGCGGCGGCUGUGGUAGCCACCCUUCUGCACAGAGAGGCGCUCAGACACAUCAAUCGGAAAAAACAAAGGGCGUGGAAGAAUCUGAGUGAGGUUGAGCAAAGAGACUACGACCAAAACAAAGGGCAUAGUAUUGGAAACAAGAGUCUAACCUUUAGGUUCCCAUACUGA
Aureobasidium subglaciale EXF-2481 is the source of this 1581-nucleotide messenger RNA. RefSeq lists its product as uncharacterized. Gene Ontology annotation, cellular component: membrane. The transcript is spliced from 10 exons. The record is from RefSeq and is a predicted model, not a curated record. NCBI's taxonomy places the organism in Eukaryota, Fungi, Ascomycota, Dothideomycetes, Dothideales, Saccotheciaceae. Gene Ontology annotation, biological process: transmembrane transport. Bases 1 to 1581 code for a protein of 526 amino acids. Gene Ontology annotation, molecular function: transmembrane transporter activity.